Messenger RNA from Funneliformis geosporum, 655 nucleotides. Lineage: Eukaryota; Fungi; Glomeromycota; Glomeromycetes; Glomerales; Glomeraceae. The record is from the annotation of a GenBank genome assembly.
ACAAAAAGACUUUUCUAAUAUUAAUGUCACUUGGAAUAAGCUUGACUGUGUAGCCUACACACACAGUGGAGCUAUUAUAAACAUUGCCACUUCAGUUCAUAAAAUUUUUAAUAAACUUUUUCAUCCACCAUGCUAUGAAAAUAUUAGAGCAGAACUUGAAAGUGCUCGAUCUAAUAAUUUGCCUACAGCAAUAAAGGGUUACUGUGAAUGGGAUAACAAUGCUAUUUCUUAUAAAAUCGAUGAAUCUCCAGCUGUAAUAACAUUCAUUGAAGUUGAAAAUCAGAAACGUCUUUCUGCAAGAUAUUUAUUGAGAAGGAACUGUAAAAGAAUCCGUAAUAAGGUUAGAGUUGAAGCAUUAGUUAUUAAAGAAAUGGAUUUUAAUGCAAUUGCUACUUCUCAGAAACUUAGCCCUAAAGAAGCUGAAAUUGUUAAAUUUGACCAAGAACAUUCUAUAGCAAAUACUAUGGUACUUAAACAUUUUAUUUGCGAAAUCUUUAUGGUGGUAAAGAUGCAUGGCUAUGAUGAAGAGAAUGCAAUGGAAGAGUUAAAAGCCAAGGAUAUUACACAAUGGGAAAUUACCUGCUAUAAAGCUAAAAUGAAUCUGAAAAAAUCAGUGAUAGAGGACUUGCAUAAAUCUUAUUCAGCAAAUUACUAG